This is a messenger RNA of Protopolystoma xenopodis, 963 nucleotides long. The record is from the annotation of a GenBank genome assembly. NCBI's taxonomy places the organism in Eukaryota, Metazoa, Platyhelminthes, Monogenea, Polystomatidea, Polystomatidae.
AUGUUCGUAAUCACAGAAAGAGUUUUCGUCUGUACAUUUUUGUAUGUAUGUGUACGUACGCGUACUUAUCCAUUGAAAGUCGGACAUCUCAGAAAACACUACUGCUCGUUCGCAGAAGGUUGGUGUGGCUGGGUCAAUGAUCAGAGCAAUUGGCAACAUCGCUGGUCUCUUCUAAACGAUUCAAGCAACAACAAUCCCACUAAGGAAGAGUCCUUCAGGGCUUGCUUUUUGGCUCAUCAACCAGAGCACCGCAAUGAUGCAACCAAUGGCUUCACCUGGUUCAACGAAGAGGUGAAGCCUGGGGAUGGGGCGACCAGAGGAUGGUCUAAUGCUAUUGGAGUUACCCAAACACAUGGUCCACUUAUCUCUCGUCUAUGGAGCCCGCUUAUCCCCUCAAAGAUCGGCUUCAAAUGCAUCCAUUUCUUCUAUCAGAUCCGGCUUGGCCUUAGGGAUCGGUCCGACCGCAACUCUGCUGGUGUUGUCUUCUGCUCACCCCCUAGGCCAGAUUUCGACAAACUAAGCUGUCGAUUUUCUUCGUUCGCCUCCAGACAAACCGAUUGCGCUUGGAUAGCUGAUCAAAAUGACUGGUCUGACGUUCACUGGAACCUCAUCCAGCUACCAUCCGUUGAUCGUUCACUAUUUCGGCCCGAAGAUAAUAAGGCACCAAUCAUGGCACUUUGUCUGCAGGCGCCAAAACAGGCUUUGGAAACUGGUGAAUCUAUUUCUGCAAGACUCUGGAGCCCAUCAAUCCAAUUGAGUGGACAGGAUCAAAGACGUCCGACUUGUCUUACUUUGAAUUAUCGUUUAUUUUUGGGCAGACAAUCAGUCAGUCCUAUGCCUACCCUUUCGAUUCUUAAGCGGCAGAAAGGGUUAGUUCAUAAGGAUGUGGUUGAUCAUUAUCGGAUCUUUCUUGCUCUUCUUCUAGAUACUUGCAGACUAGCCAAGCCCAGAUUUUUUCUUUAA